AUGGCCGCCCGCACCAAACUCCUCUACCAAACCAACGGCAACCUCCGGCAACACCUCACAAAAAUCCUCUCCCUAACCCCCGUCUCCUCGCUCCCCCCCUCAGACCAAUCCCUCAUCAAAGAAGUAACACCCAACGACCACGCCCUCAUCACCACCUCCACAAUUUUCUACGUGCAAGGCGGCGGCCAACCCACCGACACCGGCGUCAUCUCGACCUCAACUGCGAAAUUCGAGGUAUCUUCCGUACGCCAUCCCGCUGAGGGCGGCGGGAUACUGCAUUUCGGCCGCUUCAAUGAAUCGAGUGGCCAAGAUGGGUUUGCGGUUGGCGAGGAAGUGAAUCAGGUGAUUGACGGGGCGAAACGGGAUUUACAUUCACGAUUGCAUACCGCGGGUCAUAUCCUCGGUCUCGCCAUCAACCAUCUAUCGCGCGAGGACAAGCUGCCAAAAUUAGUAGAGAGCAAGGCGUCGCAUUACCCAGGAUCCGCGGCUGUGGAGUUCGUCGGGAAUAUCCCCGGUUCGGCGCUUGCGGCGAUUCAGGAGAAGGUGGAUGAGUUUGUAGCGUCGAAGCGGGCAGUUGAGAUUCAUUUUUGGCCGAUGGAGAGGCUGAGGAGGGAGUGUGAGGGCGUGGAUGAGGGGUUUGCUUUGCCGGAGGGGGAGGAGUUGGGGAGGGUGGUGGAGAUGGUUGGGUUGGGGAGUUAUCCUUGUGGGGGGACGCAUGUGGGGGAUUGUGGGGAGACGGGGAGGAUUGAGGUUAGGAAGAUUAGUAGGAGUAAAGGGGUGAGUAGGGUGAGUUAUCGAUGUGAUUAG
Glarea lozoyensis ATCC 20868 is the source of this 807-nucleotide messenger RNA. Its product is annotated as ThrRS/AlaRS common. Gene Ontology annotation, molecular function: alanine-tRNA ligase activity; Ser-tRNA(Ala) deacylase activity; ATP binding. Bases 1 to 807 code for a protein of 268 amino acids. The record is from RefSeq and is a predicted model, not a curated record. The transcript has a single exon. Lineage: Eukaryota; Fungi; Ascomycota; Leotiomycetes; Helotiales; Helotiaceae. Gene Ontology annotation, biological process: regulation of translational fidelity; alanyl-tRNA aminoacylation.